UCUUAUCCUUUCUUUCAUGGUUCUGAUCUGUUGAGAAGAGGAGUCCCUAGCAUUGUACUACAAUGGGCUCCGAGCAAUACAACAACAGCAAGAGAUCUCAGAGAUUUCUGCUUACUGCAUUGGCUUCAGUACUGAUAUUUGGUGCUCUUAUCUUCGUUGCAAUCGGAAGUAAAGGGAGAGAAGAACAUGUGGGUUCUAGACGAUUGAAAGAGACGUCAAAUCAUGUGUUGCAAGAUGCAUGCAGCAGUACGCUUCAUCCAGAGCUCUGCGUUUCCAGUAUUUCAAGCUAUGGCGAGCUGUCCAGCAAAGCCGAUCAUAUGGAGGUCGUGCAAACCGCUGUAAAGGUGGGUAUAAGCGCCGUCCAGAAGAUCAAGACCCACGUCCAAAGGCUUUCUCGUCCUGGCCUUGACACCAGGCAACGCGGUGCUCUCAAAGACUGUAUGGAGAUGUUCGAUGACACGCUGGAGGAGCUCGAUGACACGCUGUCGGAUUUGCAAAACGCCACAUUUUUGACGCUGCCAAGGCACGCGGCUGAUCUGAAGACGCUGCUGAGCGGAGCCAUUACUAACCAGUACACGUGUCUCGAUGGCUUCCACCUCUGCAAAGGCCAUCUCAAACAAGACUUGAAUGCGGAGUUGCUCAAAAUCUCGCAUUUGGUCAGCAAUUCGCUUGCCAUGGUGUGUAACAUUACUGAUAAGGCAAAUCAAGUCCUUGGCAAUUCGGAUUCACUUCCCAACGGGCGGCGCCGCCUUUUGUCGGACGAUUUUGUGUCCUCCGACGAUGACGGCUUCCCGUCGUGGAUGUCGGCGGGAGAUCGACGGCUUUUACAGGCUCCUGCCCAAAAUGUUCAGGUUAAUGCUGUUGUUGCCAAGGACGGAAGUGGUCGUUACACAACCAUUGCGGCGGCGGUGGCUGCAGCUCCGGAGAAGAGCGCGUCCAGAUAUGUCAUCCAUAUUAAAAAGGGGGUGUAUCAGGAGAACGUUGAUGUUUCCAAAAACAAGCACAAUAUCAUGUUCAUUGGAGACGGCAAAGAUGGCACAGUGAUCACUGGCAAUCGAAAUGUUAAAGACGGCUCCACAACAUUUCAUUCUGCAACAGUUGCUGUGACGGGGAAAGGAUUCGUAGCCCGUGACAUAACCUUCAAGAACACGGCAGGACCGGCGAAGCACCAGGCGGUGGCCCUUCGUGUGGGAUCAGAUCUGUCGGCAUUCUGGAAGUGCAGCUUUGAGGGGUUCCAGGAGACCCUUUACGUUCACUCCCUCCGCCAAUUCUACCGAGAAUGUGACAUCUACGGCACUGUAGACUUCAUCUUUGGAAACGCUGCAGUUGUUUUUCAAAAUUGUAAUAUCAUGGCACGAAAGCCCGAUCCAAACCAAAAGAUAAUGUACACUGCUCAGGGUAGGGAGGAUCCCAAUCAAAACACGGGCAUCUCCAUUGAGAAUUGCAGGAUGUCAGCGACCUCUGAUCUGGUUGCAGCAAAAAGCUCGUUCCAGGUUUAUCUAGGAAGGCCAUGGAAGCAAUAUUCUCGUACUGUAAUAAUGCAAUCACACUUAGACGAUCUGAUCCAUCCUGCCGGUUGGCAUGAAUGGGACGGAAACUUCGCAUUAAGUACGCUCUACUAUGGAGAAUACAAUAACCGUGGUCCUGGUGCUAGUACUGCAAAUAGGGUCAAAUGGGGAGGCUACCGUGUGAUUACGAGCUCGACCGAGGCAAAUCAAUUUACAGUGAGCCAAUUCUUACAAGGAAAUUCGUGGUUGCCAUCUACAGGCGUUCAGUUUACUGCAGGUUUUACUGGAUAGUAAGUUGAUGAAGAAUUCCUCAUUUAAAUUUCAGUGCGUGAGAAAGGUUGCAAUAAAUUAAUAAGAUUUUGUGUGUUAUUUUAUUCAACACAGGAUUAAUGUGUCACACUGAGUUUAUGUUUAAAUGUUUUCAAUAAUUUUUUAAACUUGUUUGAUAAAUAAAGUCUGAAUUGCAUGUAAGCGAAAAAGCU
Molecule: messenger RNA, 1990 nt
Organism: Cryptomeria japonica (Japanese cedar)
Lineage: Eukaryota; Viridiplantae; Streptophyta; Pinopsida; Cupressales; Cupressaceae
Product: pectinesterase
Exons: 2
Coding region: 63-1799 (578 amino acids)
Biological process (GO): cell wall modification
Molecular function (GO): pectinesterase inhibitor activity; pectinesterase activity
Source: RefSeq, a predicted model, not a curated record